AUGGGUGGAUGUGCCGCAGAAUUUUGUAACAAUAGCUCUGCAAAGGGCUAUAUCAUGAAGAUAUUCCCAAGAGAUAAGCAUCGUCGAGAGCAAUGGGUUAAAAAUAUGAAUCGUCCAAAUUGGACGCCAACAAAUAGUUCUUACUUGUGCGAGGUGCAUUUUGCUCCUGAAAUGUGGGAGCCGAACAGGAUUGAUAAUAAAAGAAAAUUGAAACCACACGCUGUACCAACCAUUUUUGGUUUUUUUAUAACAAAAAGAGUAUCCUUUCAAGAACCUAUACAUAGAGAGAACUUACAGAAACCUACAGAAAACCUAGUAGAGAGAGAGCAUAUUAUUCAUGAUGUUCAAAAUCAAGAUCAAAGUGAACAAGAAGUAGGUGUGAGAUAA
This is a messenger RNA of Temnothorax curvispinosus, 387 nucleotides long. RefSeq names its product THAP domain-containing protein 4-like. Bases 1 to 387 code for a protein of 128 amino acids. NCBI's taxonomy places the organism in Eukaryota, Metazoa, Arthropoda, Insecta, Hymenoptera, Formicidae. The record is from RefSeq and is a predicted model, not a curated record. The transcript has 2 exons.